Durio zibethinus is the source of this 2337-nucleotide messenger RNA. Its product is annotated as MACPF domain-containing protein At1g14780-like. NCBI's taxonomy places the organism in Eukaryota, Viridiplantae, Streptophyta, Magnoliopsida, Malvales, Malvaceae. The record is from RefSeq and is a predicted model, not a curated record. Gene Ontology annotation, biological process: regulation of salicylic acid mediated signaling pathway; plant-type hypersensitive response. Gene Ontology annotation, cellular component: plasma membrane.
CCAAACGUCUCCUCUUCAUCGACCCAAGUAAAUGUGAUUUGUCUUUUGUUCAAGCCUAGUAUAAUGCCAGGUCUAAAAUGGCCUACAAUAAUAAAGCUGACGGUCAAAUUUUGUACUACUACUAUUUCAUUUAUCUAUAAAAAAAAAAUGAACCCAAAGCUCCAAUUCUAAAGCUAAAGCUGCUACCGUUGCUGCUUCGAGACUUUGAGCUAGGAGAGUAGAGGAGAAAAAGAAUGGUUAUGGAGGAAACUGAGAAGCCAAUAGAGGUUAGAGCUAUGGAAGCUUUGGGAAAAGGCUUUGAUGUAAGUGGGGAUUUCAGGUUGAAAUUCGCUAAAGGAACAAGGUUGGUGGUGCUUGAUGAAACCAAUGAAAGAGACAUUGUAUUGCCAGGUGCUUUUACUAUCAAAGGUGUUUCUCCAGAUAUUCGUCUUGAUAAAGGCGAUCGUAUUCGGUUCAAAUCUGAUGUUCUUGAAUUCAAUCAGAUGUCUGAGUUACUUAAUCAGAAGUCUUCAGUACAAGGAAAAGUUCCUUCAGGCUAUCUUAACAGUAUUUUUGAUUUGACUGGAGACUGGCUUCAUGACGCUACAGACACCAAAAAUCUUGCUUUUGAUGGUUACUUUAUUUCAUUGUAUCAUUUACACCUUACAGCAUCUCCACUUGUACUAAAUGACCGAGUAAAGAAGUCCGUUCCAACUCACUGGGAUCCGGCAGCAUUGUCUAGGUUCAUCCAGACAUAUGGGACACACAUAAUAGUUGGCAUGGCUGUCGGAGGUCAAGAUUUAAUAUGUGUCAGACAGAACUCUUCCUCUACAAUUCCUCCUUCUGAGCUCAGAGGGUAUUUGGAGGACCUUGGAGAUGUUAUGUUUUCAGAUGGGAAAAGCCCUUCAUUACUACAGAGAAAAACAAGAGAUGGCAAACAAAAAGUGCCGGAGGUCUUUCACCGCAUUUUGCAGUCAAACAACUUGCAGUUGGCCAGCAUUUCAGAAACAUCAAGCAAAGAUGGACUCACUGUCAUUUGUUCAAAAAGAGGAGGAAAUGUGUUCUUGCAUAGUCACUCCAACUGGCUUCAGACAGUUCCUGCUAAACCAGAAGCAAUUUUGUUCAAGUUUGUACCAAUUACUUCUCUUCUGACUGGGAUCCCAGGAAGUGGGUAUCUUAGUCAUGCGAUCAACUCGUACCUUCGUUACAAGCCUGUUCCAGAGGAUUUACGGUAUUUCUUGGAGUUUCAAGUUCCGCGACAAUGGGCACCUAUGUUCUGUGAGCUGUCACUUAGGCAUCAAAGGAAAAAAGCUUCUUGCCCUUCCCUGCAAUUCGCUUUCAUGGGUCCUAAGAUACACAUUAACUCUAUGCAGGUUUCAAGUGAUAAAAAACCGGUGGUUGGCCUCCGCUUGUACUUAGAAGGAAAGAAAUGCAACCGAUUGGCGUUACAUGUGCAGCAUCUCUCAAGUCAUCCAAAAAUAAUGACAUUCACAUCAGGCAGACCAUGCCAAUGGCGAGGUUCAGAUGACUAUAACUCCAGUGAUCAAUUUUUAGAGCCAGUCAGGUGGAAGAGAUACUCCAGUGUGUGCACAUCUGUUGUCAAGCAUGAUCCUAACUGGUUGCAAGAAGUUUCAGGUGGUGUUUUUAUCGUCACUGGUGCACAGCUCCUUACCAAAGGGAAUUGGCCGAAGACGGUUUUGCAUCUCCGUCUGCUUUACACGCACAUACCCAACUGCACAAUCCGGAAGACAGGGUGGGCAGCUGCACCUGAAACUUCUCGUAAGGCCAGUUUCCUCGCCAAUCUAAGCACCACUUUCACGUUCACUCAACGGACGGUCACUGGACAACAAAAGCAGGCUCCAACCGCACUUAAUUCAGGUGUGUAUCCUGAUGGUCCACCCACACCAAUUCACUCCAAAAAACUGCUAAAAUAUUUAGAUGUAUCUGAGGUCGUGCGCGGUCCACAUGAUGCUCCAGGACAUUGGUUGGUAACUGCAGCUAAGCUAGUCAAUGAGGGUGGUAAGAUUAGCUUGCAAGUGAAGUUUGCAUUGUUGGACUAUCCAUGAAUUUCAGCUUCUUUUGUACAUACAGAGUGAGAUUGAGAGAAAAAGAGUUGAAUUGAUUUUUCUUACCCAUCCAACCACCUCAGCUGCACCCUAGGUCGCAAAUUGAGCUUAGCCAUUGUUUUGUUUGUUUUUCUGUUUCUUUUUUCAAAUUUUUGAACAGAAGAGACCAUUAACUUCUUUCUGAGAGUUCCAUUUUGUAACAGAGAACAAAUUUAUAGAAGCCUUACCAUUAUUUUGUACAGAUGAAUUUUCCUUUUUUUUUUUUUGCAUUAAUUUAAGGUUACACAAAUAG